This is a messenger RNA of Meloidogyne enterolobii, 210 nucleotides long. The record is from the annotation of a GenBank genome assembly. NCBI's taxonomy places the organism in Eukaryota, Metazoa, Nematoda, Chromadorea, Rhabditida, Meloidogynidae.
AUGGCAAUCAAUCGCCGAUUUAAAAAUUUUGAUUCGACUGUUUGCUGCUUUUUUGUGCUUUUUUUAAGUGUUUAUUUUCUUGAAUCUAUUGGAGGGUUUUUUAUGACUAGUGCCAUUGUCUCAAUAGAAAAACAAUUUCAAAUUCCAAGCAAAAUUUCUGGAAUGAUGGUAUCUGCUGGGGAUUUUGGUUAUAUUCCCUCGUUUGUUUAA